Molecule: messenger RNA, 1287 nt
Organism: Camelina sativa (false flax)
Lineage: Eukaryota; Viridiplantae; Streptophyta; Magnoliopsida; Brassicales; Brassicaceae
Source: RefSeq, a predicted model, not a curated record
UAAGGUUAUGAAAAAGUAUGUCUCUGUCGCAAAAUAUCUUUGAAGGCUUCACUUUCCCAAUUGUUGUCGUGGAACAGAGAAUCUAGGGUUUACUCGAUCAAUCAUCAAUAGUCAGUCAUCAAUCAUCAAUCAUUAUGGUACUCAAACCAUGCGCAGCCGAGAAGACGAUAAAAGGAGAAUCGAGCAAAUUGGAGGAGGCGAUAGAAUCCAUGGAAACAUCUUCUGUGGUUCUCAAACCAUGCGCAUCCGAGAUGACGGCAGAAGCAGAUUCGCGCAAGAUUGAGGAGGUUGUAGAACCCAUGGCCCUCUCAUCGGUGGAUUUGAAAAGUAAGGCGAGAAAGCGUAAAGCCGAGUUCGAGCCGGGAAAGGAAGAGGUAAAGGAGGAGGAGGAGGAAGAGAGCGAUGAAGAAGAAGAAGGCGUUGGUGAUGGGAGAGCCAAGAUAGAGGAAGAGCCUGAGGCUAGAAUAGAUUACUUGAAGGCGCCGGAAUGGGAUGUGGACAGCUUCGAUGGUUUAGAGUAUUAUUCUUCUCCGGAGCCGAUGCUUUCAUCCUCCGAUGAGGAGUUUUUCCCCGAAGAAGCUAGAGAACACUAUCGUAUCUUUAAACGCCAGAUGAUCGAGAGCAAGGGAUUUUACGGGGAUAGUGAGCUUAAGCCAACUUUUCAUUACAAAGGAAUAAGUCCAAUGAAGUUGGAGCAGAGAGCCCUCAUUCGAAUGUGGAGUUCGUUGAAGUUGUGAGAGGUUAUUAUCGCCCAGGACCUAGAUCAAAGUCCUACAUUACCUUUAUGGCCAGGGAGAAGCCUGAUGGACCUCUUGUGGAGUAUCAAGCCAAGUGUAUGGUUACUUUGGACAGAAAGAGGCAUCCCAUCCUUUGUAGACCGGCUCCUACGCCAAUGCCUUGAUACCAAAAGUUGUUCAAUCAAUCAAGGAUUGGGGGGGACUCAAAAGGAUGGACUUGGCAAAGGGCGCUGUUAUAACAAGUCAGAUUAUCUCGUUUCUAAUGAUCUAGUGGAUGCAACAUUUUAACUUGUGGUCUUAAUAGUUUCGUCUGUUUUUGUUUUGUUAUCUAUCAUGUGUCGACACUUCGGUAGUAUUUAUUCAGAGCACUAUUUCUUUUCUUUUAGGUUUAGUGGUGCUUCCGUUGCUUUGGUUUCAGUUUGUUUAUCUAAAACUUGUGUUCAUUACUGCCAUACUUGAGGGAAUAGAGCAAUGUAGUUUCUCAAAGACGUUAACCAUCUCUUUUUGUUUUGUUUCCGUUAAAAACAAAAGGCAUCUACUAGUUUUACUA